Messenger RNA from Camelina sativa (false flax), 1110 nucleotides. The record is from RefSeq and is a predicted model, not a curated record. Lineage: Eukaryota; Viridiplantae; Streptophyta; Magnoliopsida; Brassicales; Brassicaceae.
AUGUUUAUCCCUUGGCAACAACAACUUCAAAGGGCCAAUCCCGAGAUCCAUUUCCAAAUUUGUUGCGGUAUCACCGAGUUUCCAGAGCUCCUUAGAGCCCAACAUGAAAUUGUGUUUCUAGACAUCUCCAACAACAAAGUCGAAGGUCAAGUUCCUGCCUGGUUAUGGACUCUACCAAUUUUGUACUACCUGAAUCUUUCCAACAACACUUUCAUCGGUUUCCAAAGAUCAAACAAGAAACAAGGACUAUCCUCUGUCCGGAAACCAUUUGUGAGUUACUUGCUUGGCUCCAACAACAACUUCACGGGAAAGAUUCCUUCUUUCAUAUGCGAGUUUCGUUCUCUAGAGACUCUCGAUUUAUCUGGAAAAAAGUUUAAUGGGUCAAUCCCUCGUUGUUUGGGAAAUCUCAAGAGUAAUCUUUCAGUUUUAAACCUUCGUAAGAAUAAUCUGAGUGGAGGUCUUCCGAAGUAUAUAUUUGAAAGUCUAAGGUCGUUCGACGUUGGUCAUAACCAACUUGUGGGAAAGCUUCCAAGAUCUUUGAACCAGUUCUCAACUCUUGAAGUUUUCAACGUGGAAAGCAACCGAAUCAACGAUACGUUUCCGUUCUGGCUGGGUUCUCUACAAAAGCUACAAGUUCUUUUCCUUCGCUCCAAUGCAUUCCAUAAAUCAAUACAUCAAGCCUCCUUCCCUCAGUUGCGGAUUAUCGACAUAUCACAUAAUCACUUCAAUGGAACUUUGCCAUCGGUAUACUUUGUGAAGUGGAGUGCUAUGUCAUCACUUGGAACAGACGAAGAUCAGUCUUCCGAAAAGUACAUGCGAGAUAAAUUUGGCUAUUACAAUGAUUCAAUGGUUUUGAUGAAUAAAGGUGAAGAGUUGGAGCUAGUACGUAUCCUUAAAAUCUUAACAGCAAUUGACUUUUCGGGAAACAAAUUUGAAGGAGAGAUUCCAAAGUCCAUCGGUCUAUUGGCAAACAAUGCAUUCACUGGCCGCAUCCCUUCAUCUAUGGGGAACCUGACAGUUCUCGAGUCGCUGGACGUUUCCCAAGACAAGCUUAUAGGAGAAAUUCCACAAGAGCUAGGGGGGCUCUCGUUCCUUGCGUACAUGAAAUGA